This is a messenger RNA of Gongylonema pulchrum, 396 nucleotides long. Lineage: Eukaryota; Metazoa; Nematoda; Chromadorea; Rhabditida; Gongylonematidae. The record is from the annotation of a GenBank genome assembly.
AUGGUGAUGAACGAUGCGCUUUUCUUGUCAUCGUUAAUCAUCAUCGCUGUCACUGUUGUUGUUAUUUUUGCUUGUGAACCAGUAGACGAUGUUUUACGCAUUUACAGUGUCGAACUGGGUUACGGGAACUGGCUGGGCUCAAUGUUCCCUUCAUUUGAUGACGCAUUUCUGCGGCAGUUUGUCGUUGGCUUAUUUCUGGCUGUAUUGGCCAUCGCUGAGGAGACUAUUAGCCAGAAGUGCCACAAACUACCGAUCUGUGCUGUGAGGAAGAACUGCAUCAAGCUAGCCCGCGGAUACCGCAUCAAAUAUCCCUUAUACGGCUGGAUUGGUCAUCUCCAACAGCGUCUAGAAGAGGCAGUAGUUAGUGCAUUUGGUCGCCGGGCUUGGUUCUUCUGA